Molecule: messenger RNA, 1074 nt
Organism: Hippopotamus amphibius kiboko
Lineage: Eukaryota; Metazoa; Chordata; Mammalia; Artiodactyla; Hippopotamidae
Gene: CD1E
Product: CD1e molecule
Exons: 7
Biological process (GO): antigen processing and presentation, endogenous lipid antigen via MHC class Ib; immune response; antigen processing and presentation, exogenous lipid antigen via MHC class Ib
Cellular component (GO): external side of plasma membrane
Molecular function (GO): exogenous lipid antigen binding; endogenous lipid antigen binding; lipopeptide binding
Source: RefSeq, a predicted model, not a curated record
AUGACUGGAAAUCCACCUGCCUGCCAGCUCACCGCUUCCAGAAGAGGACAUCGAGAACCCAAGUGUACUGACUUGAUUUCUCUAAGGCCAAAAGACAUUAAAUUUUCCAACCACACCACAGACUGCAGACUGCAUCAUAAACCAGGACUGGCUCCACAGGUCCUAAGACCCCAUCAUCUGGCCACAGAAGAUCCCCUCUCCUUCUGCAUGCUGCAGAUCUUCUCCUUUGCCAACUGCAGCUGGACGCAUACUCAGGGCUCAGGUUGGCUGGGCGAGCUGCAGACUCAUGCCUGGGACAAUGUCUUGGGCACCAUGCGCUCUCUGAGGCCUUGGUCCCAUGGUAACUUCAGCAAGGAGGAGCUGAAGAACAUCCAGGCCCUCCUGCAGUUGUACCUCUAUAGCUUCCCUCAGGAAGUGCAGGCCUUUGCCAGUCAGUUUCAGUUGGAAUACCCCUUUGAGCUCCAGGUAGCAUCUGGCUGUUUCAUUCAUUCUGGGAAGGCCUCAGAAAGCUUCUUAAAUGGGGCUUAUCAAGGAUCAGAUUUCCUGAGUUUCCAAGAAAAUUCCUGGAAGCUGUCUCCAGGAGCAGAGAGUCGAGCUCAGAACGUCUGUAUGGUGCUCAACCACUACCGAGUUAUUAAAGAAGUCAUGCAGAGCCUUCUUCGUGACACCUGCCCUUGGUUUCUGGCAGGCCUCCUUGAAGCAGGGAAAUCAGAACUGGAAUGAGAAGUGAAGCCAGAGGCUUCGGUGUCCAAAGGCCCCAGUCCUGGGCCUGGCCAUGAGCUGCUGGUUUGCCACAUCUCUGGCUUUCAUCCAAAACCCCUGUGGGUGAUGUGGAUGAGGGGUGGAUACUCCUUCCUCCUGGAAUUGAUCUGUUUGACAGUAAUAGUUACCCUGGUCAUGUUGGUUGUAGGUGACUCAUCAUUUAAAAAGUGGAGUCCUGCCUUUCCCAGAGGAGGUGACACCCAAGACCCCAGGGGUUCAGGACGUCAGCUCUGCUUGGCACAGGAAUCAUCGAUCAAAAACAGACUCUUAAAGAAAUGGAAAAUCACCCUAAAUCAACUCUGGUGUCAUUAG